AUGGAGGCGCCUGUGCGGGUGAAGCUGGAGCCAGUGUCGGAGUCCUUCCCGACGCGGUUGCCGGAUCCUGCGGCGUUGAUGUGCAACAAGCUGAUGUCGUGUCCUUCCCUGUCGCUGCAACACUUGCUGGAAGGUUCCGACGCCGAGCGUGCUGAGAAGACACAGCUUUUGACACUGCAGCUGUCGCGCUGCCAUCAGUCGGAGCGCUUCGAUUUCCAGUCUGACGGCGCUGUGUUUUGCACGCUGCUACGGACUGCAAGCACUCCUCUUCAGGCGAAGGUGUGCGAGUUGCUGGUUGCUUACUUGAAGGCUGCCCAAGUGGAUAACGAUUUGGUCGACAACGAUGAAGGUAUACGGUCGGCGGAAUCGCUUUUGUCGUUCUACCGGCUGCUGCACGACGACAUGGUUGAGUAUGCACUCCCCAAUGUCAAGGCGGGUGAUCAGUGUGCUUUGUUUAUCUGCAACUUGCUAUCCAUAUGUUCCUCUCACAAGGUAUUUGGGGCGAUAGUAGACAUGUUUGGGACUAGCGUGCGUUUGCUUUUACCCAGCAACAGCUCCGGCGGUACUGCGCCUGAGCUGUCUGUUGACAAUGCCAGGCGCGUGAUUGGGAUCAUGAAGACAUUGCUGUUUUUGACGAAGGCUUUCGGCGCCCCCACGAUUCCGUCUGAAGCGCUCUGUGGGAUUGCAUCCAGUGUCAUAACAGGAACUCGAACCCAUCUAUGCCGGCUGUAUAGUUACAACGUGCUUGCGUUUUUGUUGCGCAACACCACGAGCGAGGACGAGAUCAAAGCCGCUUUGCCUGAUUUGAGCGCGUCGCAGUUGCGGCGAGUCCUAACACUGUUGAAGGAGGCGAACCAUCUCGGGGACACUACUUCGUGGUCAUUCCAGCGCAAACCUCGUGCCCCGGCAGCCUCACCGCUGCAAGCACCAGCUUCGUCAGCGUCACCUCGCAAUGUCGAGACCGCGACGGCAGUUGUAUCAUCCGAGACUGUGGCUGAGACGUCUGCCGUACCUGCCGCCAUUCAGCAGUUGCCAGCAACUCCGCUGAAGCCUACGGUGGCCGAGAAGCAUUCGUCGCCCGCGCUGCCUACACACCUCAUGUCCAGCGCUAUGACGGACACGGCGCAUGCAGUGGCGGCUGCUGCUACUCCUCUUCCGGUGCGUCGUAACAACGCCGCUGAUGCGCUGAAUGAAUCUGCCGGUAACACCAGUGCGAACAGUACCGUUGUUACAACUGUCACUGCAACCACCAGAGGAGUCUUCCGAGCUAGCAACAGGCCGCCCUUUAAUCGCAACUCCUCUGCUAAUUCGACGGCGGCACCUACAUCUCAACGUCCACUUCCGACUUCGAAUCACGUGGACCAAGCUCCAUCCGCAGAGUCGCAGUCUUCGUCGGUGGAGCUGUUCAAAUCUGAGUGGAUUAAGCGUUUGUCGUCGCAGUUUACGUACUCAGGACAGGACACAAAGUCUGGUAAUUAUGACAGAGAGGCAUGGAAAGCCAAGCGCGAUGUUCUCAUGUCCGUAGUGGACCAAGUGCAACGGGUUCCGUGUAGGUUGAACAUGGGACCCAGCGGCACACAAGUGGUUGGCAUUUUGGAGGGCAUACUCAGAUUCGAGUCUGCGAUUCCAAUAGUGCUAGGAGCGUUACAGUUCUUGGGCAUUUUGCUGGAUAAGUGUGGCGAGGGUUUUAUGCGCCAGGUCAAAACUCCAUGCUUAGCAGAUUUGGUGUUUGACCGUUUGAAGGACAGCAACGGCAAGGUGCAGGGUGCGGCAGUGCAUUGCGUUGCGUGGAUGAUAAAGUACGGGGAUGGUACCAUGGUGUUUGAAGCCGUAAAGAAGUCAUUGUGCCACAAGUCUCCCCUUGCACGCAUUGCCAUGUGCAACAUCAUUUCCGGAACUGCAGUUCUGCCAGAUUCUUUGGACAACAUAUCGCAAGAGCUACAAAGCCACAAAUCGCAAUUGAUACCAGUUUUGAGUUCUCUCACGUUGGACAAAAACGCCAAGGUCCGAUCUGCCGCUAUAGAAAGCAGGCGUGCAUUGGAAGACCCUUCUUGUACGAAGCCAUCUGCAAGACAAACAGCGGUUCCAUCCGCUGUUAUUAGGCCUGUUCCUCCUAUAAAUGGUCCACGUGUAACGGAUGGCGGUGGCCGUCCGGCAUCCAGCCUACGUCCUAAGGUGGGAAACGCGGGUCCUCCUGCUGGAUCUAGGGUACCACCUGGAGGCGCGCCACCUGUUGAUGAUGUUGAAAUGGACACUACCAGUGCUGCGCCGUCGACAACUCCAGCGUCAGCACCAUCAGCGGCGGCGCCCGCGAAACGUAAGUUGGUAAGACGGUUUUUGAAGAAAAGCUUGCGGAAACAUGGCAACGGUGCCGGCGUAAGCGUUUCUGCUCCUUGCGCCACUGCAACAUCUAGUUGUGAAACCGCACCAACAGAAGCAUCUUAUGCUUCUGUACCGUCGAAUGCGAUGGAGGUGGACCUCCCGAUAGCUUCGACGUCUGCGGACAUUGAUUUGGAUGAAACUGUACCUGAUGGCAUGUCAAUGCCCAGCGCCCUCACUGCUCCGCCUGCUGAAGAUCACGUAUCGUCUAGUGUUGUGGAGGGGUCUAAUCUCGAGGAUAUGGACGAUUCGACAAAGAGGUUGGCCGUGGAUGCAAAAGGCGGUGUGGCCACACCCCCAUUGGCAUCGGUGGUCCGCCGAGUCAUGCCUGCAGCCAAAGAGGCUAGGGUGCGCCCUGUGCCUCCCGAACCAAGACUCUCCGAGGGAAUUACAGCAGAUGACGUUUCUACGUUGUUCGUUCCAUCUGAAGCUGAGAGUACGCUGUUGAAUCACGUCGAUUCCAGUAUCCUGAAUAAGAUCUCUCGGCGUGGCUCUUCUCGUCGCAGUUUGGCUGAGGGGCUAUAUGAGCUCUCAAUGUGGUUAAAAGGUCAUUCGGAUCUAGCGAGUGCGUUGGAGCAAUCCAUCUUGCGUUUUCUAGGUGAAUGCACCCACAAUUUCAGUGAGCAGUCCAAGACGGGCAAAGCUGCUUUGUAUUCUUUUAUGGAAGAUUUCAUCGCAUGCGGUGUAACGUCGGAGAGUGCUGCGAUGCUAAUUGCUGCUAUGUCUACUGAUGUGCGUAACCCGAAGGUUGCAUCCCUGAUGAAGCAGCUUUCUGCGAGUUGCGAUAGCAACGCAUUUUUCGCCGCGUUGUUGGUUGAUGGGAAAAGUUCAGCCGAUUCGUGCGAGUCUUCAGCAAUGUUGGAGCUCAUAUUAACACUACUCACACCCGAAUUGGUCGGCAAUUUGAGUGGGACCACUGUCGGCAUUAUCGUGUCAUAUUGUGCACGUUUAUCAUCUUCGGACGGGGGGAACGUAUCCCUUCUAGCCGCUAAGGUUUUGGAUGCGAUAGAUUCAGCUCCAACACCGGAUGUGGAUGAGCAUGUGUCGCCGGCCGCUGAGGUUGAGGCAGUUUCUCGAUCGCCAAAACCAGACGUCCCUACUGCUUCACAGGUUGAUUCAUCUCCCGUACCAGCUCCAGGUUACCGAGCAACUUCUACUGCUUCGUCAGGCACGUCGCCCAUUAAUGAUGGUGUCCUCGCCGCUGCUUUCGAAAUAUGCCUGCCAUCUGCCGUUCGAGAUUCCACUAAAGUUAUCGCCACCCCGUCACCGCCAGCAGGACACAGCGAAGGCUCGUCUAGUUCUCGUCACAAUGCGCUUGACCUCCCUGAUAAGUUCAGCAAUGCGCUUUUGUUCGCGUCCAUGCGUAUGAAGGAGAAGCUUUAUCGUGACCUGUAUUGCUGUAUGUUCGAGAGCAACGGCGAAAGCGGCUUGAUGCGUGCGUGCACGUUUUGGGAGACAUUUUUGCAGCAGCCCCGGGAUUUGCUGAGUGGCAUGCUGUUCGCCGAGAAUAAUGUGCGAUUGGAGCUGCUGACAUGGUUGUGCUGCACUCUGCUUCGUGGUUUGUGUGAAAAUCAAGUUUACCGCUGCUUUGACCGUUUGUUCGCUAAGGUGAAGGAGAUGGGUCUGAAGCUGUCUGUUGAUGAGAGCGCCAGGGUGCUAGAUGCACUUGCCAUUUAUCGGGAGAGAAAUCAGGGCAAUGCACUGCUAUUGUUCGAUCACCUCAUGCAGGUGACCAACGUAACCACCGAAUUGUUGUCGGCAUGCAGCUCUCCCUGUGUAUGGCAAGCCGCCCUCUGUGAGCGUAUGGCAUCCCCCAUUGUUCCCGGUUCUAUGCCAAUUUCGCAACCAGCGUCUCCAGUGUCUCCACAACGGGUAUCUACCGUAGUGAGGUCUGAGGAGGUGCCAAAGACCUCCAGUCUACGUGACAUGGCUUGCACCAGCCCUGUGGCUACAUCCAAUGUGGAUGUCCCAGGGUGCGCUGAGGUUUCGGGGAAAUCGCCGAUGGAUGGGGAGGCAAUUCGCUCUGAUAAAUCGUCUGUAUCAUCUAUUUCGGAAGAGCAGGAGAUAACAGGGCGUAACUCGGUGACGAAAUUCCGCAUUUCAUCAGUUCGGACGUCUACAGAAACUGGCCACAAAACACCGUGUGGUCCAUCUCCAGUUCUAGCAGCAAGCGCUGUCAUCGGCAAUAAAGCGCUCAGUCCAUCUAACAAGGCGGAACAGUUGGUCAAGAUGAAUGGUGAGGUUAGCAUUGGGAGACAUUCCGUCGGCACAGUUGCGGUGGCAUCAACACUUGAUGCCACAUCACCGUCGAAAUCAGCGACUGCUUCGUCUAAAUCGAUUCUGCUAAGCUCAGCAUCGGCGCCGCCAUCAUUCGGCACCAAUUCCGCAUCUAAUACAAGGCAGCGUAUCUCUGUGGUUGUUGGUGGGUCACCUCUCUCCCCCAAAACUCCUCGGUUAUCACAAACGGCACAACAGGGUUGUAACGGGGAAUCGCCAUGCGUAUCCGCACGGUUGCCCGUUGCGAAACAGCCAAGGAUAUCAGAGCCUUUGACUCCAAAGCUGUCAAAGUUACCCGAUGCGCCUUCAACAGAAGUUGUGGAAGCUCCUGAUAAGGUUGUUUGUGACGUGAGAACGGAUCACUUGGUUGUGGACACUGGUCAGAUGAGCCCAAGUCACGUGACCAAUCUGUCUCCAAUUCCCAUGGCCACCACAAAAUCUCGUGAAUCUGGCACAGAAGGCAGACGCAGCGUUACGUUUGCUUUGGAAGGCAGUGUGCGUUGUACGCCCACUGCAGAAAUUUCUCCUCCUUCCGAUGCUUCUACCGAGCCGGGUGCGAUGAUUUUCGAUAACCACGUUUCUGAGAACGUGAGUGGAGAUGGACCGGCGAGUGGUGUUGGAGAAAAGGUCGUGCAUAGCACUGCAUCACCCGUUUUAGACCGCGUAUCGCCAGUGCCACUGGAUCUUGGUCAGGAGGAUCAUGACGAGGAUUACGGAUCCUUCCCAGCAGAUGUGCUGCAAAAAGGUGUUUACCAACGUCACACGGGCAAAGACCCCGUCAGAGGUGUAUCUCUUCAUGCCGAUGCUGUGUCUGACAUGGGUGUGUCCUCACCCGUACGGAACAAGCGUGAAGCCUGUGAAAUCGGCAUCCAAACGACCCCGUCGGUAAACGUGGUCGCUCAGGGCACCGACGAGUGUAUGUUGCCUGCCGAUGUAAUCGGAAAUGACGCUGAAGACGUGCCUCCGGCUUUUGGGGCAGCAACGGCUGUGGAUGUGACGAAUGCCACUACGACUUCCGGAGUCGCAGAUGGUGCAAAUGGGUCUGACAUGGGAUCUAACACAACAAAAUCCGCUGCUACCUAUGGCACUCACGUUUCCGAUGCUGUGAACGGUUCUAUGUACCCAGCUGUUGUGUCCUCCGCCUCAUCGGCCGCAGUGGAAUCGGCACGUAGCUCGGUUUCCCGCAUCCUUUCGCGUCACUUGCGCUGCGAGAGUGUUGAGUCUGACUGUGAAUCUUCCGUGCUGCUGAGACGAUACAUGAAGAUGGUUGAGUCCAUCUUGUCGGACUGUUCGUACAUCGCCAACUUUUGCCUGCUCUCCAACUACCAGGAUUACCACGGUCUUGUGCCUUCCUUUUACGACGAGGGCAUAAUUGAGAGUUGCCUUGAAAGAGCGAAUCGCAUACUGGAGAACCUUGCCGCGUUUCCUGAUCAGCAGGUCGUCUCCGCUCUUUCUCCGGUGUUAGUCGACGCUUGCCACAUCUCGAUUCUUCGAUUGUGUAAGGAAGUUGAGGAUUUUUCUCGAGUAGGCGUGUCUACUGACAAGGUGGUGGAGGCGAUUGUUGCUCUGGUCGAACUGUUCACUAUCGCCUCCGGGCAGCUGGAUGGCCGUUCCCUGUUGCAGUACUGUGCUGUUGUGAUCCACUGCCUCGCGUUGCCCAAGGAAUGCUUCCACCGCAACCUGAAGCUGUACAACGGUCUGAGCAGGCUUAUAUCUGUUAACGCGUUGGAGCAAGGGGUGGACGUGUUAUCGCGUCUGCUGGUGAUAUGUGUGGAGCUCAGCGUGCAAUCGCUUCGUCGGGGCGACGGCGGACGCAUCUUGCUGGCUAUGCUGCGUCUCACCAAGAUACUCCAGGUACAAGUGAUGACUCGUAUGCACUACAAGAAGUGCAUGAGCCCAGUGACUCGCUCGGAACUGUAUAAGAGCCACUCGACAUACGUUGGCAUGUUGCGGGACUACUUGCGUGGCGCCUACUGCAAGUCUACCGUCGAACCACGCCUACAGGAAGCCGUCCGCCAGUCUAGCAAAUUGCUCAGGUCGCUGUGCGAGUCCGGCGAUACAUGA
Molecule: messenger RNA, 6720 nt
Organism: Babesia ovata
Lineage: Eukaryota; Apicomplexa; Aconoidasida; Piroplasmida; Babesiidae
Product: HEAT repeat containing protein, putative
Exons: 1
Coding region: 1-6720 (2239 amino acids)
Source: RefSeq, a predicted model, not a curated record